UAAUACAAACAGCAAAAACUUACAUGUACAGGUGUACAUGUAAAUUUUUGUAUUUUAAUUUAGUUAAAUGUGGCGAGCUGCAAUACAAAGUUUAUCGUAUAAUGAAAUACAAUAUAAUGAUAUUAGAGACGCGUGCCAAAAAUAUCUUAUCGGAUAAGUAACAUUCUAUAAAGUUACAUUAGAGAAACGGUUUUAUCAGCAGCAAUUGUAUAAUAUAAGGUACAGUACCUGCGUAGCGAAUUAUCGUGUACUAUCAUAACAUAUUACAAGCGGAGAUUGAACUGAAAACUAUGGAACGCGUUAAGGACUUAGUAAUUCGAAAAGCCACAAAGGAUGACAUGGGAGCUGUAGCAGGAAUGAUACAAGAACUCGCAGACUUUGAAAAAAUGUCUAAUGGACCGCAGCUAACAGUAAAAGACUUACAAAGAGAUGGAUUUGAAAAGGAGCCACCCGCCUUCAGCUGCCUAGUUGCAGAGCUGCCCUCAAAACAUCGUGUCAUUGGAUAUGCACUGUACUUCCCGACUUACUCCACUUGGCGAGGUGCAUCCAUGAUGUUGGAAGACUUGUACGUCCGGCCCACUGAAAGAAAACAGGGAGUCGGGGACAAGCUGUUCGAGGCCGUCGCUGAGGAGGCGUGGGGCGCGGGCUGCUCGCGGCUGGACUUUCACGUGCUCGAGUGGAACCCCGCGCGCUCCUUCUACCGGCGCAAGGGCGCGCUCGACCUCACCGCGGCGGAGGGCUGGUGCUACUACCGCCUCCUGCCCAGCGCAGAGCGCGCGCCGGUCCCGGCGGGAAACGAACGAGAGGAUUCGAAGUAAAUGAAACGAUCGAUGCUGGAUUCCUUCUAUAUUUACAAAUUUUAAUAAAUGCAAUCACCUCCCUCGCCCCCGCUCGGCGGCGGCCGCGGCGGGGGGCGGGGAGGUCGCUUACGAGUAACGAUACAAAUUACAAUACUGUCUAGUGUCUACGACUACGAGCUAGGGCGAGGGUAUUUACACGUGACGCGGUGCGGGUUUCCGAGGAACUAGUAUCGCCGCCGGGGGCGUCCUACAAUUUGUAUAAUAAAUACGUUAAGGUGACGCCGCGUGAAACUAAAAAAACCGUUUUGGCGCGUAACGCGUUUGUUUUCUGUGAGCCGGCUGGCCGGCCCGAACAUAGAAAACAAGCGUGAAAUGGAAAGGGUGUAAGCGAAAAAAUGUUUUUUUGUCGCUUAAUUGUAAUUUUAAUCAGCCAAGUGCGAG
Aricia agestis (brown argus) is the source of this 1241-nucleotide messenger RNA. Its product is annotated as thialysine N-epsilon-acetyltransferase-like. Bases 291 to 818 code for a protein of 175 amino acids. Gene Ontology annotation, molecular function: N-acetyltransferase activity. The record is from RefSeq and is a predicted model, not a curated record. NCBI's taxonomy places the organism in Eukaryota, Metazoa, Arthropoda, Insecta, Lepidoptera, Lycaenidae. The transcript is spliced from 4 exons.